AUGAAGUUGCAGAAUAUUUAUUCCUUUUUUUCCGCAUCUACCUAUCGUUGGGACGUGUUGGAUCAAUGCUUAUCCAAACCUGAUAAUGUAACUGUUAAAAGAUUAUCUGAUACCAGAUGGGCGGCUAGAUAUGAGGCUUGUUUAAGUUUAUCACGACUGUUGAAAAAGAUGAAAAGCUUAGAAAUGGGUAUUCUGGUAUCAGUAUGGAAUGAUAUUUUAGAGAGAAACAGCUUUUCACAUUAUGAAAAACUUGGCAUAGAAAAAACUGGAACUAUAGAAUAUAAAGUUUCCCGUACAAAAAAAAGAAAAAUGCCUUUUGAUGAAUCUUCUCAAGGUGAUACAACAUUCGUAGAGUUGAGAAAGCGUUUAAACUCUUAUGAAAAAAUUAAUAUUUCAUUUGGAUUUUUGUUUAACAUUACUGAGUUGUCAGUAUUAGAAGUAAGACAAAAAGCUGAAGAGUUACAAAAACAAUAUCCUCAAGAUCUGGAUAUAUCGUUUAUGAAUGAAUGUAUUCAUUUUCGUAGUUACUUAAAAGGCUUACCAGAAAUCGUGUCCACAAAAUCGGUGCUUUAUUUAUGUAAAGUCAUGAAAGAUGAUAAUUUACAAGAUGUUUACCCAUAUGUUAAUAUUGCAUUGCGAAUGUUUUUGUGUGUUCCUGCAUCAAAUACUUUAGCAGAGCGUUCAUUUAGUACUCUUAAAAGAGUUAAAACAUACCUUAGAUCUUCCAUGAAUGAUAAUCGUUUAAACUCUUUGGCGAUUCUAAAUAUUGAAUCACAGUUGACAAAUUCAUUAAACUAUGAUGAAAUAAUUGAAGAUUUUGCAAGAUCAAAUGCGCGACGAAAAAAAAAUUAA
Molecule: messenger RNA, 852 nt
Organism: Sipha flava (yellow sugarcane aphid)
Lineage: Eukaryota; Metazoa; Arthropoda; Insecta; Hemiptera; Aphididae
Exons: 5
Coding region: 1-852 (283 amino acids)
Molecular function (GO): protein dimerization activity
Source: RefSeq, a predicted model, not a curated record